Beta vulgaris subsp. vulgaris (sugar beet) is the source of this 513-nucleotide messenger RNA. RefSeq lists its product as uncharacterized. Bases 1 to 513 code for a protein of 170 amino acids. Lineage: Eukaryota; Viridiplantae; Streptophyta; Magnoliopsida; Caryophyllales; Amaranthaceae. The transcript has a single exon. The record is from RefSeq and is a predicted model, not a curated record.
AUGGCCUAUCUUUUAUUAUAUGUUGAUGAUAUUAUACUGUGCACCUCAUCUGACUCUCUGCAUGAUAGACUGAUUAGUACUCUCCAAAUUGAAUUCCCCAUGUCUGAUUUGGGUCCACUCAGCUACUUCUUAGGAAUCUCAGUUACUCGUACUCCUUCCUACAUGCUUUUAUCUCAGCAGAAAUAUGCACAGGAAAUAUUGGAGCGUGCAGGUAUGGGCUCCUAUAAGCCUGCAGCGACUCCUGUCGACACUAAUGCUAAACUCAGUGCUGCUUCGGGUCCUCCAGUUUUCGAUCCAACUCAUUAUCACAGUUUAGUUGGUGCAUUACAAUAUCUUACUUUUACUCGUCCUGAUAUUGCUUAUGCAGCUCAACAGGUUUUCUUAUUCAUGCAUGAUCCACGGGAACCUCAUUACAAUGCAUCGAAACGCAUCCUGCGUCACAUUCAGGGCACCAUUGAUCACAAGUUACAUCUUUUAUCCUACUACUCACUUGCGCUUGAUCACUUACACUGA